CAAGUACUCCUUUUCUUUCUGCGGAUACAGAUUAACACGGCUGCUACUCUGAAACAGAUCAUAAGAAGGUUAAUUCUAUGAUUCUAAGGAAAACUUUGAUAGCAUUCUGUAGCAAGAAAUCACUUAUAGAAUAUCAGGGUUGGAAGGGACCUCAGGAGGUCAUCUAGUCCAACCCCCUGCUCAAAGCAGGACCAAUCCCCAACUAAAUCAUCAUCAACAGUGGUGGUUGCAAAAUCCCUACUUCUUUAUUGUUUUGUCUUUAUGGUCCCCACUUCUCUAUUGUCUGUAUGAUCUCUGUCUGGUUCUUUGAUUGUUUCUUUCUGUUACAUAACUAAUUUUGCUAGGUAUAAAUCAACUAUGGCAGUGGGGUAUCAUUGGUUAAAGAAUUGUUUUACAAUAUGUUAGGAUUGGUUAGAAAUUUGUUUAGUAAUAUUUAAUAAAAUGAUUGGUUAAGAUAUAGCUAAGCAGGACUCAAAUUUCACUGUAUAAACUGAGGUCCAAAAGGAAGUUCUUUGGAACCAACUCCAGGGCACAGCCCCAGGAUCAGAGCUGCCAGACCUCAACAUCCUGCCAAUCACACUAUGCAGAAGCUGGAGUCCCCGGAUGACCUGAUCCUGACUGGCCAGCAGGAAAAGUUCAUCCGCCUUAUUGGGAGUGUGAAGAAUAUGAGACGAGGUGGUUGCUGAGUGAAGAAACUGUUGCAUCUGCUAUGGAGUCAGGUACCUGUGUAAUGCUCCCACUAGUUUCCUGCCUCCACUCGCUGCAGCUCUGGACUGUCCUGCUUCUGGCCUUAGCAGUCUCUUCACAUGGCGUCUGGUCUCUUCGCUCCCGGAGUCCCCUUGCUCCCCGGCCACUCUGUGCCCGUCGCAGUCCCUCAGCUGCCAGGCCUGUUUGCAUUUGGGACAAGAUCUCACCGUCAGAGAGAGACUCUCGCUUCAUCACACUGCGCCAGCGAUCUCUGACACCACGGGAUGGGGAGCUGCGUCAUGUGAUGCGGCUGAGGCGCCAGGCCCCAGGGGCCCGGCCUGCCACCCCCUCUGGGUUUGAGGAAGGGCUACCUUCAUCCCAGUACCCCUGGGCCAUUGUAUGGGGCCCCACAGUGUCAGAUGAGGAUGGAGGUGAUCCCAACUCAGCCAAUCCAGGCUUCCCACCUCUGGGUUACACCUUUGUUUCACCACACGGGAUGGCAACGGCACAACCCAACUCCCACUCGCUGCUGCACAAUGCGGGCCUCAACCUGCGGGAGACCCCCGCCACGCUGAGGCCCUUCUUGUUUGGGCCCCGGGGGGAAGGUGUGGAUCCUCAGCUGUAUGUUACUAUCACAAUCUCCAUCAUUAUUGUCCUAGUCGCCACCGGGAUAAUAUUCAAGUUCUGCUGGGACCGUAGUCAGAAGCGUCGUCGUCACUCUGGCCAGCAGAGUGGGGUGCGGCAGCAGGAGAGUCAGCAGCCACUCACAGACCUGUCGCCCACCACAGUCAGCAUCCUCGGACCCUAUGGAGACUCAAUGGUCCCAUCACCUGAGACGGAGGAGCCCAGGCAGGUCCAGGAGGGUGUAGAGAAACUGGGGGGCCAGGGGAAGAGCAGGACCUUCCAGCUCAACCGGAUCCCACUGGUAAACCUGUGAGAGCAGCAGAGCUGGCUUCCACAACCCUUCUUGUCACAUCCAGGGAGUGUUCUGUUGCCCCUGCUACACCAGAAACAAGUUGCUUGUGCCACAACUUUCCACCACCAUCAUUAACUUAACCAUCCCAGGAUGUGCUUGGGCAAUGGACAGACUGGGCCUCACUGGUCCCAUGCUGGGGGAGAGAAAGCAUGGGGAUAACCCACAAGAUGGGGUGACAAGGGAGCGGGGGGCGCAAGAGCAGUUGGUGUUGUGAAAUCUAAACCUCCUGACCCUCCCCCAAGAUACACAAUGCACUUUGAUCUCUGAGAAUAACCCACCAGUGCAUGCCUAAGAUGGGGGUACGGGAGGUGGAGAGGCAAGGUCCUACCCCCAGUCCCAACCCCUCUGUUUGUUCCUUCCUGUGUCGUGUGCUUUGAAGUGUCUUCCGAAUAGCUGGAGCUCCAUGGGUGCAGAAUUCCCAGCCUUAGGCAGGGAUUCUGAUGGGGUGGGGGUGUCUCUUCUGCUAAGGCCUUGACCUCUCCUAAAGGACCCAGGUACUGACAGCAGCUACUGGUGGGUGUUGGGAAGACCUCACUCAGCACCUGCCCCCACCCCUUGCCUCUCCCUCUGUCAGUCCUGUCUCUUUGUGUUCUCUUUCUCCCACUGCUCCUCCUCCUCUCUGUCUCUUCCUCUAUCACCUGGACAUCAUCGUCUUUUCUCUCUCACUGGGAAAGGCUGCAGAAUAGUUUCCAUACUCGCCCUGCUUCCAGGCACUCAGAUCUUUUGGACCCCACCUGUCAGGGUUCCCUCCUCACUCUGAACUCCAGGAUACAGAUGUGGGGACCCACAUGAAAGACCCCCUAAGCUUAUUUCUACCAGCUUAGGUUAAAACUUCCCCAAGGCACAAAUCUCUAUUUGUCCUUGGACUGAGGUAUGCUGCCACCACCAAGUGAUUUAGACAAAGAAUCAGGGAAAGGACCACUUGGAGUUCCUAUUCCCCCAAAAUAUCCCCCUAAGCCUACACCCUCCUUUCCUGGGGAGGCUUGAAAAAUAAACAAGGUGAGCACAAACCAGACCCUUGGGUUUGUAGGACACUAAAAACCCAAUCAGAUUCUUAAAAAACUUAAAGAACUUUAUUAUACAGAAAAAAGAGUAAAAGAAGCACCUCUGUAAAAUUAGGAUGGAAGGUAAUUUUACAGGACAAUCAGAUUCAAAACACAGAGGAUUUCCCUCUAGGCAAAACUUAAAAGUUACAAAAAAACAGGGCUAAACCUCCCUCCAGCACAGGGAAAAUUCACGAGCUAAAACAAAAGAUAAACUAACGCAUUUCCUUGCUUUGCUUACAAUUUUUGUAAUCUAGAUGCUUAGUUCAAGUAGGGCUUUGGGAGAUGUAUUUUCCCUGUCCUGAUUCCUUGCUGACCCAGAGAGAACCAACAAAGAGAACAAAGCAAAAACCAUCCCCCACAGAUUUGAAAGUAUCUUCUCCCCUUAUUGGUCCUUUUGGUCAGGUGCCAACCAGGUUACCUGAGCUUCUUAACACUUUACAGGUAAGGAGGGAUUUUAUGAUACGCCCCGCAAAUCAUAGACCGUGCUGGACAGCCUGCUUCACACUGGCUGUGAUUUCUUCCUGGAGCUCUAGGAGAAAACAGAAUAAAUAAGACAUACACCUUUAGAUAUACUACUGAUUAUAUAAAAAUUCACAAUAUUUUUCACAUUUCAAGGACAAUUUUAACCAGUUGAUUCUGGGAAACUUUCACAGGAGAGUGCAUCAGCCACUUUGUUAGAAGUUCCUGAAAUGUGUUGUAUUUCAAAAUCAAAAUCCUGAAGAGCUAAACUCCACCGAAGAAGUUUUUUGUUAUUGUCCUUGACGAUACAAAGCCACUGUACCGCAGCAUGGUCGGUUUGCAGGUGGAAACACUAUCCCCAAAGGUAUGGGCAUAGCUUCUCCAGAGUGUAGACAAUGGCGUAACAUUCCUUUUUGCUGAUUGACCAGUGGCUUUCCCUCUCAGACAGUUUUUUUUGCUGAGAAAUACAACAGGAUGGAAUUUUUGAUCCAGUCUUUCCUGCAUUAAAACUGCUCCUACA
This is a messenger RNA of Caretta caretta (loggerhead turtle), 3688 nucleotides long. NCBI's taxonomy places the organism in Eukaryota, Metazoa, Chordata, Testudines, Cheloniidae. The record is from RefSeq and is a predicted model, not a curated record.